This is a messenger RNA of Sparassis crispa, 600 nucleotides long. RefSeq lists its product as hypothetical. Gene Ontology annotation, molecular function: protein binding. Lineage: Eukaryota; Fungi; Basidiomycota; Agaricomycetes; Polyporales; Sparassidaceae. The record is from RefSeq and is a predicted model, not a curated record. The transcript has a single exon. Bases 1 to 600 code for a protein of 199 amino acids.
AUGCCCGCGAGUCUCACAGAAUCCCAUCCUUGUCUCCCCGCCAAGCUACUCGACAGUUUCAAAUCCGAUCCCCUCAUCGGCUCCAACACCAUCAUCUAUGACAAGGCGAUCGAAACAUUCCGUGCCAGCGUCAUCACUUCCGAAGUGGUGCUGCGCGCUGAGGCUCUCUACAAGAGCCCUCCUGCAGCCCUGACGCGCGGACUGACAGUGAAAGGAAUGGAGGGGGCGAGUUACCUCCAUCUCGCCGUCGCCCGCGGUGACAUCCCCCUCACAUACGAGUGCCUCCGCCUCGGCGUCGGCGUGGACAUCUCGGACAUGUGCGGCAGGACACCGCUCCUCCUCGCGACAGAGAUGAUUGCAAAUACAGUGGAAUCGCAGGCCGCUGGGAGGGACGGAGCCAACAACAAGGCCGCGGAGACCCGCGCUCGCCUCGUCCGUAUCGCGACGCUGCUGAUUGAGCAGCAUGCCGAGCUGUAUGUCGCUCAGCGUGGCGGCGGCGACUCCAUCUUCGGAUACGCCUUCAAUACCCUCCAGUGGCCCUUGAUCGAGCUACUCCUGCGCCACGGUGCACAACCGGUGAAACUGAACGUGGCACCUUAG